AAACUGGGCUCUCUGACACAAGCUGGUUUACGAAAAGCAGAAUAGUCUACUACACUACACUGUACACCAACAGAAGAGGUUACUUUGAAUUUGCAGAAGGAACAUUAUUUCAGUGUCUGCUUGUUUCUCUGUGGAUGACAGGUAGCAGCUGCCGUGUUUACAAUCAGCGGCGCGCCUACUUAGUCGGGACACUCAGUAUCUCUGAAACUUCCAUCGCUGCAGCACCGGGAUUCGCAAAUGAUUGUGUAAUUUAGAUUAUGGCUGGAGUCACUCUCUCUCUCUUACUCUGUGAGGACAGAGCUGUAAUUAACUCGCAUUGAAGGAAUCUGUGGGGUGAAUAGCUCCGUCUUGGAACGUCUCAUCUUGUUCAGAGUGUUGUGUUCUAAACGCAGGGAAAAGGACAGACUGAUCGAACUCAUCUGGAUCUUGGAGUUUAAAAAGCUUUGAUAAGUCACUCUGAACACCUGAGGUUAAGACUAUGGGGACUCUGGGCAUCUUCCUCCACCAGCGGAACCUCUGGACGUGUGACAAUGGUCUUCAGCAGAUGCACAAACGCAGCAGCCUGGUAGUCCUGAAGGCUAACGCCGCUACUUUCUGACUGCUUUAUUACUGGGCUGAAGGGAGAGCUGAUACCUCUCUCCUCUACUCUGCCUCGCCUGAGCGGAAGACGGAGGAGUAUUGGCCAUAUUGAUCCCAUGCAGUUCUCACCUGGAAGUCAAGCGAAACGUUAGACACACAGACGAGUCUGGAUAAGCCGGGCAAACGACUGUCAAUGCUCAUUCUAAGAUGAAGUUAUGGAAGUGUGCCACCAUCGCCUUGACUCUUUGUGGUACAGCACUGUCCUUCUUCCUCACUAGAAUCAUGGUUCCCACACCGCCGCAUCACUUCCUCUCCUGGGACUGGUCUUCACCGCGGACAUCAGUCUCCGCCAACUCUUCUUCCUCCCUGAUCGGACCUCAUCGCAAAGCACGGUCGACAGAUGGCAUCAGCAACAUUUUGACAGAAUUCAUGCACAUGUUCCAGAGCUUUACAGAGGGGGAGCUGAAGAAGGUGAUCGGGACUCUGGUGGAGAAGAAGGCACAGCAGGAGGCCAGGCAGGAGGCUCGGCAGAGCAAAAGGACUAAACGAGCUAAGAAAGCAUCGAAGCCAUGUUCCCUGCGGGAGGUGGAAGUGACUGUCAGUGAGCUGGGUCUGGGCUACUACAGCGACGAAACGCUGCUCUUCAGGUACUGCAGCGGGAACUGUAAUGCUAGCCGCCGCAACUACGACCUCAUACUGGAAAAAUGGACGAGGAAAGGCAUCUCAAAGAGGGAGAGGAGCCCCUGUUGCCGGCCCAAGGAGUACGAUGACAUUUCCUUCUUGGACAACAGUAACAGAUACCAGAUGCUCCACGAGUUUUCUGCUCUAGCGUGCGGUUGUGUAUAACACCUAGAUGGUGACCAUUUUGGCUUUCCAGAUACUGUAUCGAACAUGGGAAACGCAACAACUACUGCUACAAAAAAAAUGAAUAGAUCCCUACAGUAUGACGCCAGGGAAUACGGACAUUUGAAACUACCAUCUAUUCUACCAUCUGUUCAUUAAUUUUGUUUGUUUAGCUUUCUUUGCCUUUCAUGGGAUAUUUAUCUGUUGGUUUAUACAUUGUAUGUCCUAGGAUUAUACAUUUGUCAUCAUGGGGCAAUCACAGUUAAAGUAACGAUUUGUUGCUUGAUUGUGGACUAUGCGGCAAUGCCUCCACUACCAAUACAGAAGACCAGCUAAGGUAUGCUAACUAGUGCAUUGUACACUGCAAGUCUGUUCUUAUACUACACUUGUAAGAGGCCUGGUUUAUUUUUUCAGGAAUUAGUGUGUAGAAGUGUGUACAUGGAAAAUAGUAGAAUAAUAUAGGGAAUGCCAAGGACGACAUAUACGGUAUACAAAAGGAUGAAACCAACAUGAAGCUACCACAAUGUGCUUCUCCACAACUUCUUGAUCUGCACCAUUGAUAACGCAUGAGGUAUCACGAAGGCAAGUCCAAUGGAGCAGCAACAGCAGUAUUAGGAAAGACUAGAGGCUUGGAGAAACAUGUAUAGCAGGCUUCACUUCAUAUUAUGUGUAUAGGCACUCCUUCAUAUCACAGGUAAUGAACUGAAUCAUGACAUUUCUAGCCUUCAUCAGUAACUUUGAAAAUCUACCUCAUUUAUGUUGAACAAUAAUGGACAACAUCCGAUGCAAAAACACACGAACAUGUUCUUCAACAGCUUCCUCUGUAUUCAUCACUAGGACCAGACUAAAAGGAGAUAUUUUAGUAAUAAAGCAUGGCCUAUAUUGGCAUAUGAAGC
Molecule: messenger RNA, 2318 nt
Organism: Oncorhynchus masou masou (cherry salmon)
Lineage: Eukaryota; Metazoa; Chordata; Actinopteri; Salmoniformes; Salmonidae
Product: neurturin-like
Exons: 4
Coding region: 787-1425 (212 amino acids)
Molecular function (GO): growth factor activity; glial cell-derived neurotrophic factor receptor binding; receptor tyrosine kinase binding
Source: RefSeq, a predicted model, not a curated record